AUGGAACCCGCUGAGUCGGCACGCUGUCUGCGGCCGCGCCAAGCACCCGGCAUGCCGGCUCGUCCGGCGGGUAGUGCCGUUCCGAAAGCGGGCGGCGGCCGAAUGACAAGGAGCUCGGCUGCACUCACCAUCACUUCCCCAACCAACAGGAGCUCGACGGUGCCUCCACUGCUCAGCAUCCCAGUCAGGUCGCACAAACGGGCGAGAUCAUCAUCCAAGAGCGCAAGCCAAAGCCAGCAGGCAAAACGGACUCGCCCGUCCACCCGCAAAUUGGGAUUUUACGAGGAGGAUAGUGAGACCUGGGACGAUGGAGACGAUGAGGGCGAUGAGGACGACGAACCCCUCCUCCGCCCUAGCCCUAAGGUGGAGCAGAAAUCGACUCCUCGCAAACAACGCAAUUUGAAGGCUUCUAGGACCAUAACUCCGAAAAAGUCAAAAUCUCUCACCCGAGCAAUCAAGAGCCCUCUUCAGCAAGCGGCCAAGAAAACCCCGACGGCCAAAGAUAACACGGUCGCCGCGGAGGACAGUCCUUUCAUACCCGACUGGGCCAGUCUUCCCUAUCUCAUACUUCUCCAAAUUUUCCGAGAUGCGGCAGCGCCGCUCACUCAGUUAGACCAGGUCAAAUGGCUCGUUGCAACAAGUGGUGUUUGCCGCGCGUUUGCAGAGCCCGCUCUGACCCCUCUAUACGAAGCGCCGCCGUUGCUGACCCGAUCUAUGACUCACGGUCUUGUCUCGCUACUUGCCAAAGACCCGUCGACAACGUUGUUCAAUUACCGGAACAAGGUGAUAGAGCUAGUGGUCGACGUCGAGGAAAUUUCGUCAAGGACAUUCAAGGGUAGGCCGCUAGAUCUCGAGGGCCUCGUUAGGAAUGUACCUCGCUUGAAGUCUCUGCAGUUCCUCCACUGGAAAGAUGACCCGCCUUAUCGCUCCCUCGAAGGCAACUUGCGAUGGAGCUAUCCCGUGUCUCUCUUCUGGGGUCUCAAUGGAGACCCCAAUCCAAGGCGGGGGACCCCGGGUCACAACCAUGUACGACUCGCCGCGUGGCAGUGGAAUCGGCGGCUGAUGGGAUCAGACCUCAAUCUCGAUGGUAUCGCCAGUCUUCACCAAACCCCUGCGUUUGUAGGUCUGGAGAAAGUCACAUUUGUCAACUACCAAGUCCCUUCGCUUCAUGCGAAAGAGGCCGAUGACGACCACCAGAUUGACACCCUUGACCAGGAAAUGAUUCAGAAACUCGCAAACGCAAUCAACGCUUUGCCGGCUCUCAAACACCUCACAUUUGAGUCGUCGACCGCGGUGAACUGGCGGCUACUUCCAUUGCUCCCCAAGAACCUCGAAUCCUUGGAGUUGAUCAAUUGCUGGGACGUCAAGGGCGAAGACUUUUCCAGCUAUCUCCUCUCGAGUGGGUACCGACUGAAGCGCCUCUUACUACUCCACAAUCAGUCCCUCGAUCUUUCCUUUGUUACCAUCCUUGGAGAAGCGUGCCCAAACCUGCGGCUGCUUUACGUGGACUGCAAGACUUUCAACCACCACGAGUUUUACCACGACUCAGACCCGUCUUAUGAGCAACUUCUCAUGGCGGGCCAAGUGCCUGUGUGGCCUGAGAGUCUGGAAUCUCUCCAGAUGUUAAACAUGAAGAAAUGGACGGCCGAAGCGGCUGAAACGCUCUUCCGGUCACUCGUCGACGCUGCCCCGAAGUUGCAUAGCCUCCGCCGAAUCGAUCUCAAAGCCAUGCUGAGCAUCCCCAUCCAAGAGCGCUCUCAUCUUCGCAACAAGUGGGCACGCAAGCUCAAACACAUCUUUUUGCGCGAGUUCCACGACCCCACGUCGCUCUUUUCCUUAAGACAUAGACUGCCCCAGGACCCAGGAAAUCCAGUCAAGGGCGUGAGCAAGAAGAGUGGCACUUCCAGAACCACUCAAAAGACUACCGUUCCCGAUGUCCCUUCCCGCCGAAGCAGUCGUAUCACCGCCAAGUCGUCACAUCCGUCAUCUCGCGCCAGUAGCAUUGGCCGAGAUCUGCGUCACGGGCUCAACCGGCCAUCGUAUGCUGAUCCGGAUACAGACGAGGACAUGGAUAUGGAUGACGAAGGUGGGGAUGAGCUAGGUGAGAGGAAUGAGGAGAGCGCCGGGCCGCACUCUCCAGCGUCUUCUUCGAGAACAGGCGAUGGAGAUGGAGAAGAAGUGACAUUCCGCCAUGGUUUGUGCGAAAAGGUGGAGGUCCAACUGGACAACCAAAAAUCGGUAGAGACGACACUGACAAUGGAUGAUUUCCUUGAUGAUGAGAAUGAUGACCUGUCAGACGACGACUGGAUGGGAGAGGAUGAGGACUCGGAUGGGGCAUAUGCUUGGUAA
Molecule: messenger RNA, 2349 nt
Organism: Dichotomopilus funicola
Lineage: Eukaryota; Fungi; Ascomycota; Sordariomycetes; Sordariales; Chaetomiaceae
Exons: 1
Coding region: 1-2349 (782 amino acids)
Source: RefSeq, a predicted model, not a curated record